Molecule: messenger RNA, 1016 nt
Organism: Phragmites australis (common reed)
Lineage: Eukaryota; Viridiplantae; Streptophyta; Magnoliopsida; Poales; Poaceae
Product: large ribosomal subunit protein uL15c-like
Exons: 3
Coding region: 88-885 (265 amino acids)
Biological process (GO): translation
Cellular component (GO): ribosome; cytosolic large ribosomal subunit
Molecular function (GO): structural constituent of ribosome
Source: RefSeq, a predicted model, not a curated record
CAUCUUAUCUCCCUCCGAAACCCCAAUUAUCCCCUUUCAUCCACACUCGCAAGCCGCGCACGCGCGCCCUCCGCUCCAACGCCAGCCAUGGCUUCCAUCACCCUCCUCUCCCUCGCUCCCACCGCCACCUUCCUCCACGUCCCAGCCUCCACCUCCUUCGCCGCCGCCCCUGGGCCCCUCACGGUCCGCCAGGCCGCACCUCGUCCCCUCCAGCUCCGCGCGCGCCCGCCCUGCCGCGUCACCGUCGUCUGCAGCGGCGCCGCGGCGGCGGCCGAGGCCUCGGACGCCGCGCCAGCGGAGAAGUUCCGGCUCGACAACCUGGGCCCGCAGAAGGGGUCGCGGCGGCGUCCCAAGCGGAAGGGGCGCGGUAUCGCGGCGGGGCAGGGCGCGAGCUGCGGGUUCGGCAUGCGAGGGCAGAAAUCGCGCUCGGGGCCCGGCGUCCGCCGCGGAUUCGAGGGAGGGCAGAUGCCGCUCUACCGCCGUAUCCCCAAGCUCCGCGGCAUUGCCGGUGGAAUGCACAUUGGGUUGCCGAAGUAUGUGCCAUUCAAUUUAAAAGACAUAGUGCGUGGUGGGUUCAAGGAUGGUGACGAGAUAUCAUUGGAGUCCCUGAAAUCGAGGGGUUUGAUCAAUCCAUCUGGAAGGGAAAGGAAGCUACCUCUUAAGAUUUUAGGAGACGGUGAUGUGUCAGUCAAGUUGAACAUCAAGGCUGGAGCAUUCUCAGCUUCGGCUAAGGAGAAGCUUGAGUCAGCUGGUUGUACUUUGACUCUGUUGCCUAAACGGAAGAAAUGGCUAUCGCAAGCUUAUCUGAAGAACCAAGCCCGCGCAGAAGAGUACUUCGCCAAGAAAAAGGGCGGUGCUGGUGAAACUGAUGGCACGUCUGCAUAGAAUUCAUAUGUGCUGUACUUCUCUUCUACCCUUUUCAUUGGCGUAUACUUAUAGCUCCCUUUUUUCCCCCUAAUUCUUCAUGUACCAUGAAUUUUGUAUCUAUGUGAUAUGCAGUUAUUUUAUGCAUCUUU